This is a messenger RNA of Erigeron canadensis, 1962 nucleotides long. RefSeq names its product laccase-12-like. Gene Ontology annotation, biological process: lignin catabolic process. The record is from RefSeq and is a predicted model, not a curated record. The coding region runs from base 11 to 1729 and encodes 572 amino acids. Lineage: Eukaryota; Viridiplantae; Streptophyta; Magnoliopsida; Asterales; Asteraceae. Gene Ontology annotation, cellular component: apoplast. Gene Ontology annotation, molecular function: hydroquinone:oxygen oxidoreductase activity; copper ion binding. The transcript has 6 exons.
GUCGUUGACAAUGAAGCGUGUGCUCAGCAAUGUUACUAGCACCACAUUUCGCUCUUUCUUCUUACUGAGCUUGUUGUUUCUCAUUGCAAGUUUGAGCACUUUAGCAAAUGCAAAAACUCACAACUAUGACUUCGUCGUUCAAGCAACAAAAGUUAAGAGACUAUGCAAAACUCAUAAUUCAAUCACAGUUAAUGGCCAGUUCCCGGGUCCAACCUUAGAAGUGAACAAUGGCGAUACUUUAGUGAUACAUGUUACAAACAAAGCUCGAUAUAAUGUCACAAUUCAUUGGCAUGGUGUUAGACAAAUAACGACUGCAUGGGCAGAUGGACCCGAGUUCAUCACGCAAUGCCCGAUUAGACCAGGAGGUAGUUACACUUACAGGUUCACAAUUUCAGGACAAGAAGGAACAUUGUGGUGGCAUGCACAUAGCUCGUGGCUUCGAGCCACAGUUUAUGGUGCUAUUAUUAUCCACCCAAAAGAAGGAUAUACUUAUCCGUUCCCUAAGCCACAUCGUGAAUCUGUCAUUGCUCUUGGUGAAUGGUGGGAUGCUAACCCGAUAGAUGUUAUAAGAGAAGCCACAAGAACCGGAGCAGCUCCAAAUGUUUCUGAUGCGUAUACCAUCAAUGGACAACCCGGUGAUCUCUAUAAAUGCUCUAGCAAAGAUACGGUCAAAGUACCGAUUAAUUCAGGAGAGACAAGCCUCCUUAGGGUCAUCAAUUCAGCCUUGAAUCAACAACUUUUUCUGAAAAUUGCCAACCACAAACUUACUGUGGUAGGAGCGGAUGCUUCUUAUGUAAAACCCUUCACAACCACAGUUCUCAUGCUUGGACCGGGCCAGACCACAGAUGUACUAAUCAAGGCCAACCAGCCAGUAGGGCGAUAUUACAUUGCUGCACGAGCUUAUGCCAGCGCACAAGGUGCUCCAUUCGAUAAUACCACCACCACCGCCAUCUUGGAGUACAAAAACACAACUUCCAAGCCCAUUAUGCCAGCUCUCCCGGCAUACAAUGACACUGCAACUGCCACUGCUUUCACCACCAGCUUCAGAAGUCUGGAAAAAGCUCUGGUUCCCACUAAAAUCGAUCACAAUCUCUUCAUUACCGCAGGACUUGGAAUCAACCAAUGCCCUCCAAAAACCCGGGCAAGAAACUGUCAGGCCCCAAAUGGGACCCGCUUCACCGCUAGCAUGAACAACGUGUCUUUUGUACUCCCAUCUAAUUUUUCCUUGCUUCAAGCAUAUCACCAAAAAAUUCCGGGAGUUUAUACCACUGACUUCCCUGCAAAACCUCCAGUGGCCUUUGAUUAUACUGGUAAUGUAAGUCGCUCUUUGUGGCAGCCCACUCGUGGAACGAAAGUCUAUAAGAUGAAAUAUGGGUCAACGGUGCAGAUAGUGUUGCAAGGGACAAACAUCUUCACAGCUGAGAACCACCCAAUCCAUCUUCAUGGAUAUGAUUUCUAUAUACUUGCAGAAGGAUUUGGAAACUUUAACCCAAAAACCGACACUGCUAAAUUUAACCUUGUAGAUCCACCUCUUCGAAAUACAGUUAGCUUACCUGUCAAAGGGUGGGCUGUUAUUCGAUUUGUUGCUGACAAUCCAGGUACCUGGAUUAUGCAUUGCCACUUAGACGUUCACAUUGGGUGGGGUUUGGCCACCGUAUUCAUUGUAGAAGAUGGACCUGGGCCAAUGCAAAAGUUGGAGAAGCCACCAGCAGAUUUACCAGUGUGUUGAAAUCAUUGACCGACAAAUUAUAAAGCACAAGCUAACAUUUUGUCAUCUAAAUUUAUAAGGGUUAUAUGUAUCCCUUCUCCCACAUUGGGUCUAGUUUCUAUCUUUGUUUAUGAUUCUUCCCUAUUGUUUUGCAAUUCAUUUUUUCCUGGCAUUUGUCAUUUGUAGUAGUCUGCAUGUAUGAAAACUAGUGAUGGACUUGGCAGAUAAACAUCUUGUACUUUUUAAUCAGAAAU